Ipomoea triloba (trilobed morning glory) is the source of this 2007-nucleotide messenger RNA. RefSeq lists its product as uncharacterized. NCBI's taxonomy places the organism in Eukaryota, Viridiplantae, Streptophyta, Magnoliopsida, Solanales, Convolvulaceae. The transcript is spliced from 4 exons. The record is from RefSeq and is a predicted model, not a curated record. Bases 27 to 1328 code for a protein of 433 amino acids.
GCUAGCUGGGCAGAGCAAAGAAGAAGAUGCUAGAGAGGGUGCUGUCUUCCCGGAGAGCAGGCGGGCCGGUGAACGAGGACGGCGACGACGACAGUACCGGGGACGAAUCCAAGACGCGAAAGCACAGCUUUACCCCAAUGCGGUUCAUCAACUACCUGACCCGAACGGGUCACAUCUGGCCCUGCCUCCUCAUAGGCCUCGUCGUCGUAGUAAUCACUUCCUUCAUCGUCCACACUCGCGAUUUGGUCUGCAUCUCCGCCUCCUCUGCCGAUCACACCUCGCGCCUGCGCUUCUUCGGAUUCGACGGCCUCGAAACCGAUUUCGGAUCUCUCGGUGUGCCCUGGUGCAGAUCGAAACAUGGCAAAACUGUUGAAUGGACCACAAAAGAUUUACUCGAAGGUUUGGAGGAGUUUGUGCCAAUAUAUGAAACACGCCCAAUCAAGAAUAACAUGUAUGGGAUGGGAUUUGACCACAGUUUUGGGUUAUGGUUCGUCACCAGAUGGUUGAAGCCAGACUUGAUGAUUGAGAGUGGUGCUUUCAAGGGACACUCAACCUGGGUUUUGAGACAAGCAAUGCCAGAUACACCAAUCAUAUCGCUUUCACCUCGUCAUCCUGAGAAGUACCUCAAGAAGGGACCUGCUUAUGUUGAUGGAAAUUGCACAUACUUUGCUGGAAAAGACUUUGUUGACUUUGGCAGUGUUGAUUGGGCAAUAGUUCUGAAGAAACAUGGAAUAGAAGAUAUUAGUCGUGUUAUUGUCUUCUUUGAUGACCAUCAGAAUGAAUUGAAAAGAUUAAAGCAAGCUCUUGAAGCUGGAUUCAGGCAUCUUGUCUUUGAAGACAACUAUGAUACUGGUACAGGAGAUCAUUAUUCCUUGAGGCAGAUAUGUGAUCAAUUCUAUAUAAGAGGCGGUGGCCACAGCUGCUUUGAGGAAAGCGAUGAAGCUAGGAUAAGAUCAAGAAGGAAGAAAUUCUGGGAAAAAGCUGUUGAUACAGAGGAACUUUGUGGGCCAGGUGAAGCAUGGUGGGGUGUGAGAGGUUAUAUGCGGGAUAAUUUUAAUCACAGCAAUAAGGCAAUCACCUACGCUGAACAUUUUCAGAACAGCAGGUUUGUAGAAUCAGUACUUGAUGUGUACUGGGAGCUCCCCCCUGUAGCUGGCCCUUCACUAACUCAUCAAAUGAGAUACGACCCAGCUCGUACAUCAACUCCCAUCGUUGAAGAUGGCAGAUAUGGAUUAUUCCAGAGACUCGGGUUAUCUAGAUUCGAGAAUUCUGUAUUUAAUGGAUACACACAAAUGGUGUACGUUCAGGUCUCUCCACAAAAAUCUUAGCCCCCGCUGAAGUUGGUGCAAAAAGAGGUUUUCAGUUACCCAGUGCCGUCUGUAGUGUUCAUUACAUGCUAUCUCCUUAUUUUUUCUUCUUUUAUUUUAUUUUAUUUUUUGUUUGUUUUGCAUGUACUCUCUGAGUUCUGACAUAGCUUUCUUGCUGUCAAUAUUAAGUUAAGUAAUCGAAACCUAUUUCUCCCAGGCACUAUUUGCAUCAACAUCCAACAUCAACAGCAGUAAACCUACAACUAUACAUCCCAAACCAUCAACAGAGCAGAUUAACUUUCAUAAGAACAGUCAGUGUUUGGGGUGUAAGUGUGUAACUAGCCACACCAAGUUGCACUCCGACGUUAAACCUAAGUUUACAUUUCAAGAUUCUUCUAUAGUGUCUGUCUAUAUCAUAUAUAUAUCGGAUACUAUUGAUACUAGUACUGGUCAGUAUCAUAGAAGUAGAAAGCUGUUGAAUUAUUGGGUUUAUGGUGGAUUGAGCAGAUCAUGAUCAUCAUCCCAGACCAUUCUGUUUGCUGAUGAUGUUGUGGCCCAGCUUGCCUCUCUGAUGUCCAGUUUUAGUGGAUUGGUCUACUUAAUGACUAUACUUUCUGCUUCCCUCUUUUUGUGUGUUGUGCAUGCAUGUUAUCAGGUCUAUAUGUGGGGGAUAUGAUUGAGAGAAAUGACUUACCAUGUC